UGGCCACGCCGUGCCGCCAUGGCCAUCGCGCACAUCGCCACCGAGUACGUCUUCUCUGACUUCCUGCUGAAGGAGCCGCCGGAGACGCGGUACAAGGGGCUGCGGCUGGAGCUGGCGCUGGACAAGAUCGUCACCUGCAUCGCCGUGGGGCUGCCGCUGCUCCUCAUCUCCCUUGCCUUCGCUCAGGAGGUCUCCAUCGGUGCUCAGAUAAGCUGUUUUGCACCCAGCUCUUUCUCCUGGCGACAAGCUGCUUACGUGGACUCCUACUGCUGGGCAGCUGUGCAGCAGAAGCAACCAUCCCAGAACAACUUAGAAAACAUACCCCUGUGGCUGCAUAAAUUCUUCCCAUACAUCCUUCUGCUCGUCGCUAUCCUGCUGUAUCUACCAUGUUUGUUCUGGCGCUUCACUGCAGCACCUCACCUUUCCUCAGACCUGAAAUUUAUUAUGGAAGAACUUGACAAAGCCUAUAACAGGGCAAUCAAAGCUGCUAACAGCAUUCGCAGUGGAGACCCCAGGGAUCCUACUGACUUGGUUCCAGCUGUUAAUGAGAACUUGACACAGAGUUUGUGGGAAAUAUCUGAAAGCUACUUCAAAUACCCAAUUGUGGAGCAGUACCUGAAGACGAAGAAGAAUUCCAGAUGUUUAAUAAUUAAAUAUAUUACCUGCCGUUUACUCACACUAGUAAUUAUUUUCAUUGCAUGCCUCUACCUGGGCUACUACAUUAGUCUCUCCUCUUUGAGUGAUGAGUUUCUCUGCACUAUCAAAACUGGGAUCUUAAAGAAUGACACAACUGUUCCAGAAGUGGUUCAGUGCAAGCUUAUUGCUGUUGGUGUCUUCAAGGUACUCAGCUAUAUUAACCUGAUAGUCUAUCUGCUAGUGAUGCCACUGGUAGUGUAUGCAAUGUUUGUCCCAUGGAGGUGGAAUUCAGGUAUUCUCAAAGUGUAUGAAAUCCUGCCAACUUUUGAUGUUCUGAAACUUAAGUCAAAGUGUUUUGAUGACUUAAGCCUUUACCUCCUCUUUCUUGAGGAAAAUGUGAGUGAACUUAAAUCAUUUAAAUGCCUCAAAGUGCUGGAGAACAUUGCAGUUUCUGAGAAGUUUGAUGUCAUGCAGCUUUUGGUAAACCUUGGUACUAUUAAGACUGAUACCAUAGAUGGGAAGCCAGGGACAGCUGAGUUGGAGAAGCCUGAGGAAACAACUACAGAAGAGCUGGAAAAAGAUGCAACAGAGCUACAAGUUUUGACAGACCGUAAUGCAAGUGGCAAUGUGAAUCCGAGAGAAGACAAAAGACUUCGCCAGAGACUUACAGAUUCUUCAUGCUGAUGCUUCCCUGCUGCAGGAGGCAGGAGCUCUGUUCUGCGGGAAGGCUCCUCCUCUGCCUCUGCUGUGCUCAACACAAGGUGCUGCUCUUUGAAUGCGACCGUCUCCAUCGCCUGACAGUUCCCCAGAGGCCAAACUGGUUUACAGACUACUUGAUAUAUAUUCAGGAGUCAUAUGCCUGAAAAAGCAGGUUGUAGACUUUCAUUAUUUAUUAAAAAAGACCCUAAACAAACCACACCCAAGGAGAAAUAAGAAUAAAAGAUUUCUCUCCUGAGUGACAAGUGACGUGCACUGAAUGCAGUCGAAGCUGGCAGCUGGAAAAAGCUCACACCACACUGUACAGGGAUGGCAAACGUAACCCUGCAUGUAACAAAAAGAGAUGGCCACGUUGCAUCCUGAAGUGUUGGUCUGCUGGGAGUGGCCAUCUCAGUUCUGGGGUUUAAGUAAGGUAACUUUGGGCUCUCUGCCCUGGAAAAGGGGGUAGGGAGAUGGGGUUUUUUAGUGAGUCUAGUUAAUCUGUACCAGGUGGUGGCUGGCCACUGAUAUUGGCUGUGUCUUCAUGGAAAAAAUAAGAGGUUGCUCUGUAGCCUGAGAUGUCUUGGUUAGUCAUACCAACAUUCAUGUCUGGCAUUAAGUACGUGGCACUGGUGGAAAAGAAACUACAAACAGGCUUAGAAUAAGGGAGUACUGUAAACAUUAGGGAUUUUGAAUUUUCCAUGCGUUAAUAAAUUAAUAAUGUCUUAACACUUUUUUUACAAAAUGUACUGGUAUGUAAGCUAAACAUUAGUUUAAUUUCUCUCUCUUAGUUGUUUUGGUCUUAGUGUCUAACAAAUCUGCCUUGGCGUUUUGGACUGAAGAUCAGUGAAGUUGGUUCCAUUUUUGUAAAGCUUUGUUGAAGUUGUUUUGUAGUGUUUUUAUGCAUGGAAGCUUUUUCGACGUGUUUGUAGUAUCAAAUGCAAUAUUAGUUUUGCUGUUUUCCAAGCCAUGCUUGAGAAGAC
Manacus vitellinus (golden-collared manakin) is the source of this 2315-nucleotide messenger RNA. It is a transcript of the gene PANX1, whose product is annotated as pannexin 1. Bases 19 to 1320 code for a protein of 433 amino acids. The transcript has 5 exons. Gene Ontology annotation, molecular function: channel activity. The record is from RefSeq and is a predicted model, not a curated record. Lineage: Eukaryota; Metazoa; Chordata; Aves; Passeriformes; Pipridae. Gene Ontology annotation, biological process: positive regulation of interleukin-1 production; monoatomic cation transport.